Messenger RNA from Agrilus planipennis (emerald ash borer), 2380 nucleotides. RefSeq names its product beta-galactoside alpha-2,6-sialyltransferase 1 (gene SiaT). NCBI's taxonomy places the organism in Eukaryota, Metazoa, Arthropoda, Insecta, Coleoptera, Buprestidae. The transcript is spliced from 3 exons. The record is from RefSeq and is a predicted model, not a curated record. The annotation marks the transcript as partial. Gene Ontology annotation, molecular function: sialyltransferase activity.
CUUCCUAGAAAAGAAUUAUUUGAUAACCGUUACUUCAAAAGUUGUGCUGUAGUUGCAAGUUCUGGGGCUCUCAGGGGGUCAAACUUGGGAAGAACUAUUGAUUCGUAUAACGUGGUACUUCGAUUUAACAACGCUCCUACAAAAGGAUUCGAAUCAGACGUGGGACGAAAGACCACUCUGCGAAUUGUUAAUUCUCAAGUUGUAUCUAAAGAAGGUUUUCUCCAAUCAAAAUUAUUUGAGAACGUAACAUUAGUUGUAUGGGAUCCUAGUAAUUACACAUCGACUUUAGAAGACUGGUAUCAUCACCCAGAACAUCAAUUCUUUACUAACUAUAGGAAAUAUAAAACAAAAUUUUUAAAAUCGAGAUUCUUUAUCGUGAAUCCGAAAUCAUUGUGGGAUUUGUGGACAUUCCUGCAAAGUUCCAUGAUUUAUAGGAUAAGGAAAAAUCCUCCAUCUUCAGGAUUCCUAGGAAUUUCUAUACUUCUUCCUCAUUGUGACUACGUUGACGUUUUCGAAUACAUUCCAUCGGUAAGGGUAAGUCGAAGGUGUCAUUAUUAUGAUAGAACCGAUAAUCCUGCUUGUACAUUUGGGGUAUGGCAUCCCUUGGCUGCCGAAAAGCUACUUUCCUAUUUUUUAAAUACUGCUAACGACACAAGCGUUUUUCAAACAGGCUUUAUUCGGAUACCCGGCUACCAAGUAACUCAAUAAUUUGGGGUGUCUAGUUUAAAUAAUAAAAUAAUUUUUUAAACAGUUCCUUAGGUAAUACGUAUAAUGGCUUGUAAAAAAUGAUAAAAAAAAAUAGUAAAUGUUAGCAAUUGUUGAGAGUUACGCAAACGAAUCUCGUUAUCAGUAAUAAAAUAAAAAAUAUUACGUUAAGUAAGUCAAUACGUUUUCCUAUUUAUUGUACCUAUUAUUGAUCAUAUUAUCUAUAAAAAAAUAAAUUAUAAGAAGACUUGUGGGUAGUUAUUUUAUACGAAGGAGUUUUUUACAGUUUUUUAAUGAUUUCAUAUCCAUUUCUUGCUUCCUUUUUUCAAAAUUUAUUAGUAACAUAAUUUUAAUCCUUACCAUCUAUUUUCCCGAGAUAAAUUGAGGUAAAAAUCUACCUAGAUCUACCAGGGGCAAAUCAAUAAACAUUAAUAAGGAUUUUCACCAUUGGAAUAGCUGGGGAGUUUUCCUGGGGUUGAAGGGGGGGUAGCCGACCAGCUGUUGAGUUAAUAUUUAAAAAGGAAAUAAAGAAACUAUCAAAAAAUAAAUAAAAAAAAAAUACUUCUUAAAUGGAAGGUUUGAUCCGCAGCUUCGAUCUAAUUAAUUUUUUCUAUCCUUCGGGAGAAAUAUUUUUUUUUGGAUAAGUUAUGUGUGUACAAAAUUUCAUGAUUGGUUUUACUCGCGUGGAUGUCUUAAAUACGUGUUAAAAAUCGUCAACGAAUACAUAAAACUAUUUCAUUCUGUCCCUGGAGAAUAGUAUUUUUUAUGGAUAAAAGGUACCCUAUGUCCUUCCCUGCAUCCCUGACAAUAUGUGCACCAAAUUUUAUGAUGACCGGUUCAGUAGUUAAGACGUGAAAUGGUAGCAAACAAACAAAAAAAAAUUCACAUUCCUAUUUAUAAUAUUAGUUACGAUUGUUCAUUAUUUUAGGGUGGUCAAUAAGUGAGUUUUGUAGGGUGAGCACUCGAAACCCAUGCCCUCCUCCACCCUCCUAAACAGUUCUAUCCAGAUUGAUAUUUUCUAAACAAUCUUUACUGAAUGCGUAAAAUCUUUAAAUGUCUCGUUCGAAAAUCGCUUGUCAGUUUUAUUACAGAAAUUGUUGUGAUUUAUGCAGUUUUACCUGUUCUAAUGUAUAAGAAUAUUAAAUACAUACUUGAAUAUAUAAAAACUAAUUACAGUCAAACUUCUUUAAAUUGAACUUCCUAAAUGCAUUUAAUUAUGAUUGAUUUAGUGAAAAUUCCAGUUCCACAGUAAGCUUAAGAUCCUAACUUAACUGCUUACUUAGUUACGAGAGUUAGAAAAGAUUUCGAGUUAUAGAAGUUCGACUGUACAUGCAUUUAUCAAUAUAUAUUGUUCACUUAUAGUUGUAUACAUUUUUAUAGGAAAUACCAUUAUUUUUACCAAUAAACAAUAAUUGUGAUAUUUAUAUGUAAAGGCUGUUUUAGCAUCAAUAAUAAACCAUGCUUCAUGACUGAUUUCAAAUGAUUUCUAUCCUAUAUACAUUUAUCAUAUAAUCUUGUAUCUUAAGUGUCCUUAAAAAAUGCAUUAUUAAGUGACUUUUCCGAAGGAUUAUUACUAAAAGGUAAGAAAAAUCUUUUUAAUUUCACGAUUUAUUGAGUUUCUUUUGAUCGCAAGACAUUUAUUCUUUAUUUUUUUUUUAUGGUUGUUGUUUUUAAC